This is a messenger RNA of Anopheles stephensi (Asian malaria mosquito), 10102 nucleotides long. RefSeq names its product importin subunit beta (gene Fs(2)Ket). Lineage: Eukaryota; Metazoa; Arthropoda; Insecta; Diptera; Culicidae. Bases 461 to 3106 code for a protein of 881 amino acids. Gene Ontology annotation, molecular function: small GTPase binding; nuclear import signal receptor activity. The transcript has 6 exons. The record is from RefSeq and is a predicted model, not a curated record. Gene Ontology annotation, biological process: protein import into nucleus. Gene Ontology annotation, cellular component: nucleus; cytoplasm.
AUGCGCGUCUGUCAAUUUUUAGCGCUUUUCGUGAAAAGUUGAGCUCGAAGUGUGCGAGAGAGCGACUGCGAGUUAGAAAAAAGACGAAACAAGCAAGCAUCGAGAAGUGUGUCCGCAACCAUUUUUUCUGGAUCAAAAAACCAAGUGCUCCUGUGCAGGAACGGACAAGGAAUUAGUUCAGUGCGUUAUAAUUUAUCUACCAUUGUCGGUGUAAUCAGUCUAGACGUGUGACGGAAUUUCACGUGCGUGUGUGUGUGUGUGGCUGUGUGUGCAUCAUUUGCGUUCGUUCUUUCCGUGUGCCCGCGUUUGUGUGUUUGUACGUGGAGCGCGUGAGUCGCCCCCGUGCUGAAAGCGAAAAAAGGCAUCCCAAAAGAAAUCACAUCACUCCUGUAUUCGGGGCAGCGGCAGUAACACAGUUGCUCGUUUUGGAAUACGCCGUCCACCUUUACCCGAUUCACCAAUGAUGCAUAUAGUGCAAAUCCUUGAGAAAACCGUCUCACCAGACCAAGAUGAAUUGCUCGCAGCGAAAAACUUUCUGGAACAGGCGGCUUCCACAAACUUACCAGACUUCCUGCGAGCGCUUUCCGAUGUGCUGGUGUAUCCCGGUAAUUCAACGGUCGCUCGUAUGGCGGCCGGUCUGCAGCUAAAGAACCACCUAACUAGCAAGGAUCAAACGAUCAAGCAACAGUAUCAGGAACGAUGGAGAUCAUUCUCGGAGGAUGUGAAAGAGUACAUCAGAAAAAAUAUCCUUGGUACACUCGGAACGGAAGAAUCCCGCCCAUCGUCAGCAGCCCAAUGUGUUGCGUAUGUUGCCGUCGCCGAUCUACCCGUCCACCAGUGGCCCGACUUGAUGCAGAAACUCGUCGACAACGUGGUGAACGAAAAAUCGACAGAAGCGCUGCGUGAGUCAACCCUCGAAGCGAUCGGGUACAUUUGCCAGGACAUCAACUCGGAAAUUCUGGAACACCAGUCAAACCAGAUCCUUACCGCCAUCAUACACGGUAUGCGCAAGUCGGAACCCUCCAACCAUGUACGGUUGGCGGCCACGAAUGCGCUGCACAACUCUCUCGAAUUCACAAAGGCCAACUUCGAGGAGACGGCCGAGCGAAACUAUAUCAUGGAGGUGGUGUGCGAGGCGACGCAGUCGACCGAUACGCAGAUCUGUGUCGCUGCCCUCCAGUGCCUGGUGCGUAUUCUGACGCUUUACUACCAGCACAUGGAAGCGUACAUGGCGCAGGCCCUCUUCCCGAUCACGCUCGAGGCAAUGAAGUCGGAUAACGAACAGAUCGCACUGCAGGGCAUCGAGUUUUGGUCGAACGUCAGUGACGAGGAGAUCGAUCUAGCGAUCGAAGCGCAGGAGGCGGCCGAAACUGGACGUCUGCCGAACCGUGUUUCCAAGUACUACGCCCGCGGCGCUUUGCAGUAUCUUGUGCCGGUGUUGAUGGAGAAGCUGACGCAUCAGGAAGAGUUUGACGACGAGGAUGACUGGAACCCGGCCAAAUCGGCGGGCGUAUGUCUGAUGCUGCUUGCAACCUGCUGCGGCGAAGAGAUCGUUCCGCACGUGUUGCCGUUCGUGAACGCAAACAUCAAGUCCACCAACUGGCGUUUCCGGGACGCGGCCGUCAUGGUGUUCGGGUCGAUACUGAGUGCGCUGGAGACGGAUCGAUUGAAACCGAUGCUGGAACAGGCGAUGCCGACACUGAUUGAGCUCAUGUAUGACGAAAGUGUAAUCGUGCGCGAUACCUGCGCCUGGACCUUUGGGCGCAUCUGUGAGGUUAUCCCGGAGGUUGCAAUCAAGGAAAUGUAUCUUGAACCGUUGCUGAAGGCGCUGCUGGACGGUCUAAAGGCUGAACCGCGCGUGGCAACAAACGUGUGCUGGGCGUUCACUGGCCUUUCGGAUGCCGCCUAUGAGGCCGUCAACAUCGACGAUGAUCCACCGCAAACUUACUGUCUGUCGAAGUACUUUGAUUUCAUCAUCACCAGCCUGCUAGAAGCGACCGACCGGCCAGACGGUGGUCAGGGCAAUCUGCGCUCUUCCGCCUAUGAGGCAUUGAUGGAGAUGGUCAAAAACUCACCGCUCGAUUGCUACGUCUCGGUGCAGCGUACUACGAUGGUUAUUCUGGAGCGCAUCAAUCACGUGUUGCAGAUGGAAUCACACAUUUCCUCGCACAGCGAUCGGCAUCAGUUCAAUGAUUUGCAGUCGUUGCUGUGUGCCUCGCUCCAGUCGGUUCUGCGCAAGGUAGACGCGAAGGACGCGCCGCAAAUUUCGGACGCCAUCAUGGUCGCGCUGCUCACGAUGUUCAGUUCCAGCUCGGGCAAAGUGUGUGGCGUGCAGGAGGAUGCUUUAAUGGCUGUUUCGACGUUGGUCGAUCUGCUCGGCGAGGACUUUAUCAAGUACAUGGAUGCAUUCAAGGAAUACCUGUACAUGGGUCUGAAGAGCCAACAGGAAUAUCAGGUGUGCUGUACGGCCGUUGGUCUUGCCGGGGACAUUUGCCGGGGCUUGAAGAGUAAGAUUUUACCGUACUGCGAUGAGAUCAUGACGCUGUUGCUCCAGAACCUGAGCAAUCCGAAUCUACACCGCAACGUGAAGCCACAAAUCCUAACCGUCUUCGGUGACAUGGCGCUGGGCAUUGGUCCUGACUUUAAAAAGUAUCUGAAUGUGGUGUUGCCGAUGCUGACAGCCGCCACGCAGGUGCAGAUUGACCAGCACGACUACGAUAUGAUCGACUACUUGAACGAACUGCGCGAGAGCGUGCUUGAGGCGUACACUGGUAUUGUGCAAGGGCUGAAAGGAUCCGAUAAAACACCGCUCGAGGAUGUGAACGCACUCCUGCCGCACGUACCAUUCAUCAUUAGCUACAUCAUCUCGAUCGCCAAGGACUCUGAACUAUCCGAUGGAAAUAUUGCAAUCGCCGCCGGACUCAUCGGCGAUAUGUGUGGCGCUUUCGGACCGAUGAUGCUGCAAUUUGUAGAAGACUCGAGCAUUACGGAGCUGCUGAAUGAUGGCAAAAAUUCUCGCACCGCCCGCACGAAAACGCUUGCCACCUGGGCACUGAAGGAGAUCAAACGGUUGAAGAAUCUGCCGGUAAACACGAGUUGGAAAUAGUGAUACAGGAGAUGAUGAUGUUCCAGACAAUGUGUGCGAACGCUAUUUCGGUGCGCGGAUGUCCUAUCGCCUGCGUGCACAGUGCUAAGCAAUGAAUCAAGAGAGAACAAGAGCCCUCUAGGUUGUGUCUGGAUGUUAAUACUUCUUUUUACCAAAUGUGAAUCGAUCGAUUGUCGCAUCGUCUCACUGCAUCGAUUGUGGAAGUCUGGCCCACAAGACGGAUCAUUAGAAUAAUCCAGCAAGAUUCGGACUCAGCAUUAAUGGCAACACAAUAAGCUACGCCAACAGUAGCGGCGCUACACCUACGACCACCGUUCCGGCCACUUAAAUAUGUACUGCUCGCUCACACAUCCUGUAGACACUUUUACUACUACUACUACUACUACAACUACCAUCGCUCCAUCGUGAUCCGUGUGCUGCUCCUGAUGAUGAUGAUGAUAAAAUCAGAGUUCAGUGUUAUAUUGUCAUUUUUGCUCCCGAUCUUGGUGCGCUUCGCCCCCUUCGACCCAUCGCCACUCCUCAGCUGAAGCAGCAGAACGAACAUCGCAAACCAACCAUCGGAUGAAAAGCAACUGAACACAUUCAAAUCUCGCAUGUAUAUUAUCGUUGGAAGGAAGCUGCGCCUUAUUUCGGCUCUAGACGCGUGCAUGGCACACUCUGCUGGACAGGUCCAAGGCACACCGUUUGUAGCGAAUUGGAAAACGCUUCGCUGUGCUACUGAACAUCAUCAUCGUCAUCUUUGCUUCGGAUUCGAUUUCAUCUACACGCCGGUUGCACACAAACGCAUCAAUUAAAAUGUUGGCAUAUAGAUGGAAACCGGAAUUCGAAACGGAACGCUAGGCAAGCUAUAUCUGUGUGUUAAUAGUAUCUACACUAUAGGAAAGGAGUAAAUCAAUUAUCAGAUACCAUUACACUCGUAGUAUGUAGCUCAAGAAAAGACACAGAAAAAAAAAACAAAAAAAAAAGGGUAAAGUCAUGCAAGUUUAGUAAUGGUGUGUUGUGUGAACCUCUGCUGUUGUGUGGUACGAAACAGGAUCGAAUGAUCGCGAAUUAGAAUGAGUGUAUGUGUGUGUAGCACUUGAAAACGGCGAGAAAAUGAUAGAUCAAGGAUGGUCGAGUCGGUAUAGAAGCAGCAUGUGUAUGAUGAUGCCAAGGUAUGUGACGAGUGUUGUACCAUUUCCUGAUCUUUCUGCGUGCUUGUGUGUGUGUGUGUGUAAAAAGCGUGUAAUUUGUAUGGAAGUUUCUGCGUAUGGAUGGAUGGAUGUGUCGCGGCAUAAAUAUCCGUUACUGUGUGAAGAUACUUCAUAUGAGCGUGAAAUGCUGAGAAUUUAGCUGGGCGAAAGCUGAACGAGAUUUGUGGUAGAGGAGACGUGUCAUUUACACAGCAAUCGCACCCUUGUUUCUGGACAUAUUUUAAUGUGUCAGCUGUUGGCUGCAUCUAACCCUCUAAGAAUGUGCGUUCUAUGUUGAUUGAAUUAUGGAAGGCUCAAAUCGCUACUGGUCCGUAUGAUCAGAGUAGUUAUGGGCAAUUCAAGUCACGGUAAUCAUUUAUGAGUUACGUACCGAUAAAUCACUCUUGGUAAGUCAAGUCAGCCGCCUGCAAAAACUGCGACUGGGCAGGAUUUUCGUGUUGUUAUUAAUUUAUUUGAAAAUCAUGAAUAUGCGAUUUUAUAUCAAAAUUUUGAAGAUGCGCAAUAAUGCGCCACAAUUGCUGGUAAAAUAUGUUAAGAAAUGGAGGUGCGUUUGUUUGAGUUUUGAACCCUCUCUCUUGUAUGUGUUAUACUGAUACUAAAGAAUUGAAAAUGUGAACAUUUUGAACGAAUGUGAGAAAAUUAAUAGCAGCGCGGGUGGGUAUGUUAGCAGAGCGUGGUUUGGGUGCAUUUCAGAGCGAUUGACUGGAGCAAUCCGGAAUCAUGAUCGUCAAAUCGAAUGAACGUGAUAUUUAGUACGUUUUACAACUGAGUGAGAUGAUGGAUGGUGGUGUGAUUGUUGUGUUACUAUUGUAUGUAUGAUGUGUGCGUAAGUUAGAUUUUUGUAUGAACCAACCGUGUAUGUCUGAGGGGUAAUUUAAAUCGAUUCGAAACCAUAAAUAAAGCUCCGGUGAACUCAACCAUUUUCUCAAUAAAAUGCAUGAAUGCGGGUGUAAGAGGAGAUUGUGUGUAUGUAAUUGGCUAGUGAAUGUUUCCCGGCAAAAGUUAUCGACCUUAUGAUGGGGUUUUAUUUUAUUUGAAACGAUGUUGUUUUGUUACACCCGACUAUCCGCGUUUACAGGGAGCAUUCGCAAAAGCAAUGCUUGACAGAAUGAGCUCAUUGCGCAACAUCGCUAUGCGUUCCGCUUAUGGUGAUUAAUUGCUUUGGUGCAACAUCAAAAAAGUUGCUUCAGACGCUGUAAUUUGAUGUGUAAUUUAAGUAUAAAAUGCUUGCCAAACAAUGACAGUGUUAUACAAAAAUUCUCUUCGACAUUAUUAUUGUGAUUUUGUGCUGUACGAAAACUAAUCUCCUUAACAACACAGCAUUUUGAAAAUCGCAUUAUUUAUGGAUCGGGUAGCAGCGGUUUUAAUGUUUCAUUUACUUACAAGGCAACUAGAACAAAUUGGUAACCGCAAAUCGUUCACCUAGAUAAUGCGAAGGAUAAAUUACAUAUUUUGUAGCUUAUCGUUGUGCAUGGAAGAAUUGAAACGUUCCAUGGAACUCAAUGUAUGAAAUCUGUUAGUCUAAAGUAUGAAAAGCAGUAAAUGUAUGUUUUCUUUUAAUCCUUUUGUAUGUCAACAGGAUUGAUUUUCUUCCAUUUGGGCAUAGCUAUGAAAAUCAAAUAGGGCGUGAAAGAAAUUUUAAAAUAACGAUGGUCAACAGUAGCACUGUAGAUAACAAUCGAUUGCGGUAGAUCAAGAGAGUUAACGCUAAAUCAACUAGAAAGAAGAUAUAUUCAAUGCGAAAUGAGCUUUACAAAAUUUCUUCCCCGCAUUGGCAUAUAUGGACACGAGGGGUGGGAGAUGCGUGAAUGAAUGAGACUGUGUGCGCCAUGGUGAAUUAGUGUUUCAUUUUGCCAAAAUGAAACUGUGUGCUCGAGCUGUAGAAAGUUUUGUGCACAAAAAACGCAAAACAGCAACAACUAUAUCAUUAGUAGAUAGUGUGUCAUGUAAUGUGAAACGAUACAAUAAUAGCGCAAGAACGAAAAAUAAUUGAAUUUAAAUGCGCCCACCCGCAAUGAUGGGCGUCAAGAUUAGUAAGGAAGGGGAAGAGAGUCGGAAUCUCUUGAAUCGGAACAAAACAGCGAGGCAAGAAAGUGUGAUGAAACAAAUUUUCAAGCAGGAAGAGAACGGAGAAGUCGGUGUACCGAAAUACACAGAACACAAACAAAAUUACUGAAUAUACUAGUUUACACGAACAAAAACGAAACGUAAAAUACACUUAGUAGGGAAAUUGUAACGCAACUGACAUACAACAUAUUACUCUAGCAACUGAUCCCAUUAUCAUGAAAGCUGCAAAUGACGCACGCAGGGACAUUGUUUUGGGAAAUGCAGUUGUUGUGCACCACUGCAUGCAGCACAUCUGUUCGUAAUGGACUGUUCUCAAUUGCUUCAACCAGAGGCGGGGCGGUUAAACCGACCCCUGUGCGACUUAUGGUGAACAGCACGACCUAUUUGAACCAACGGACGGGACGGCACACCGUUCAACCGGACUUAGAGCGGGAAACGGUAUUUUAAAUGUAAUGUUUUUUACUUGUGUUUUAGCUCAAUGCAAAUGCAAACUAAUAAUUACUGUGAUGAUGGCGGGAGAGGGGUGGGUGUAUAGAAGUGAAACUAAUCAAGGAAAAAUCAAAAAGCAAACAUCGCGGCACUACGAUCCGGCGACGAUACCGUUGGUGUGUACAUUCGCGACAUCCAGACAUCAGGGCAUCAAUUCUUGUUUCUGAAUUGUGAUAAUCAAGUGGAGUUAAAAACUAAACAAACAGCAAUAGAAGUCAGCAAACAAUACUGUGUUUAGGCGACGAUAAACCUUUUAAAAUAAGAAAGGGGUCACAGGUAAAAUCGAACGUGUAGCAAUGCACUAUUCUCUUACUGCGACAGUAAUUACUCAGGUACCAAAUAUACGGACAAACUCAUACACAAACACACACACACACACACAAAGUCUAAGGGCAGGGAUGAGAGUUGUAGCUAACUUACGAAGCAGAUGGAGGAUGAAUUUACUACAUACAUAAAUACCGUACUAACAUUUAUACAAUUAUAAGAAGACAUACACCUUCUCUGGGUAAUAAUACAGAGAUAAACAAAACAAUUUUACCCCAAAACACACACACACUCAUCCAGGGAAUGAUGAAAAUAAUAAUGCUGAUAGUAGGAAAACAAAUUGGAUUCGCAAGUAUCAUCCCAAAUCAACGAUAAACGGACGACUUUAGUAUAUAGUAGUAGGGCACGGACACUACUUCGAUUGAUUACGGGACAAUUACGGGAAGAUAAAAAAUGUGUAGGAUACGAAUUUGAAAAAAUAUUAAUUUUUCUUGUCUCGUGUUUUGUUUGCUAUUACGAAAUUAGAAAAACAAACAAGUUUUACAAACAAGUAAUAUAGGGAAGCAUCGGAAAGUGAAGUUAUUGUAUUGUAGGGAGAGGUAUUACUUUGUCACUGACAACAGAGAACGACGAGCGCAUAUGAAUUGAAUGCGGGGUAAUUCCGCUAAACGACUCACACUACUGAAUUCUUCCAACAGACUGACCGCCAUUUUUGUGCUAAAACUUGAGGGAAAAUUAAACUCGUAGAAAAUAUACAUACUCACGACAACACUCUGACCUUUAUCACACAGACCGGUUAAAUAUGAACAAAUUGGGAAGAAAUUUGUUGAGCUAAUCUCAACAGUUCAUUUCGAAGGGGUUCACCCGAUCUUGCUCCGAAUCGGGCAAUGUAUGCGAAUAGCCUAACCAUUAGGCGUGAACAAAAUUGUAGGAUUGAUCACACAACACACCUACAAGAGAAUGUUGCAAUCUCUACAGCACAUAAAAAAAAAAAAACGAAAUCAAACACAAAACCCAACUGGAAGAACUUUACAAAAGCGCACAGUGAACGACGAACAUUCAAUAACAAUAUCAACAACACACGUGAACUGAACACACGGAAGCAGGACGGUGGUAGAAACUGGAGAAGGCAGAAUGGUAAUCUAAAAGAUGUAAAAUUUUUCAUUCUUGCUAAUAUUGUUGUAUCGAAGAUGUGACGAAUUUGAGACGAAUGAAUGAGAGCGAUAGGAUGAACGCGUGAGUAUAUAGGAUAAGUGUGUGGCUGCAUAUGCGCGGUUGCAAAGGACCGGUGUGCUUGUGGUGUCAGUGUGAAAGUGUGCGAAAAUAUGUAUUUCUGUAGCUUUAAGUUACGUAUGAUCGAGACUUAAUGAGCGUACAUUAGUGCGAUUCCGAUUGCAAACACGAAUGUAUGUGUGCAUGUGAGAGUGGGACAUUGAAAACGUUGCAUUAGUAAGGAAACGAUUAAUUUGUACACAGCAAGGAGCAACUCGUAAUCUGGCGGUAAGAGUGGUGUAAUUGACUGUUGUUAAAACGCCUCCCCGUAGGGUUUAUUACCUUGCUUUGCUACGGGUAAAAUCAAGUCACAGAAAGGAUGAAGAAAUUUUAUUAUCAGCAACAUUUCAUGUUUCUUUAAUUUUGAAUGUGGUUUACGUCAGUCGAUUGCUAAACACACGUUAGAUUUCCUUCUGCAAUCUCACGUACAUUAUGUUCGAAGUGCUAUGCUAAAAGGAGGGGUAUAUUCGAUAAAGCAGACUGAUUUUCGGCCAUCCACACAAUUUUGUGUGAUCGCCAAGCUCUGUACAAUACUGUGGCGAAUGCUGUGAAAAUUUGAUCCUCUGGGGUCAGAACAUCAAUUUAAACGUGCGAAGAAUACCCUUAACAUCUUACUAUCUAUGUCUAAGCUGAAGCACUGCAUGUCCAUGUCUCACUCCAUAAGAGAACACCUUCUGUCCUACAAUUUCUGAGAAUGAGCUGCUGACGCAUCCUUUUUUAAACCCGUCUUUCUGGUAUCGUGCGCGUCUCGUCGACAGAAGAAACUCCCAACAGACCCCUCAGCAUUGAUCGAUAGAAGUGCACUAAAAUUCGCGAACGUCCCAAUGUUGGACGUUUUCUUUUUCCGCAAUCACCACAUCUUUAUCUUUGUUCUACAAUUGUUUCUUCAAGUGCUCAAAUGUUGAGGAUGACGAAGAUCUUCUUAUGGAUCUUCAAUCAACAUUCGCCAUAAGUAAAAAGUUACGUACAGAACAUUUUCAUUUGAUUGAAAUUGAUCUUGUUGUUCUUUUCGCUUUCUAUUAUUGUUCUAUUAUUUGUCCCUUAUUUAACAUAAUCACUACUACAUGCAUGAGUGCGCAUCAGGAAUCAAAUCAUGCUGACUGGUUUUCGUUGUCGAUCGGAUUAUGUUUGCGACGAAUGGGUAUACUAGUCUCUUGUAAUUAGAAUGAAUGUGAAACAGUAAAUACUGCAUUGCGUUUGCAUGUGCAUCCUACGUAGCGUGCACAUAAGAGUUAAUGUAUGGAUCGCGAUCUACACGGGUGUGAGUGGUGUGUGUGAGAGAGAAAAACGAGAUAAUUGCGUAAAACUAUGUAAGUAAAGCUAAUGUGCGAUAUGAUCGUGUAUAGGUGACCGCGAGUGUGUAAAUGCGAACCUUUUCAGAGGACUUCUUUUGCUCCGAGACGAGGAAACAGAUCACUAGAUAAACAGAACAGCAUCAACACAAAGGACACUGACGCAAGACGGCAGAUUGCACGGGUCAAAAAAUGUGGCCAUAUACCAAUCUCUACACUAAUACAUGCUGACGGGAGUGAACUAUUAUUAAACUCUGGCACAAAGCAAGCUGAUGAGGAAGAGAUCGUCGCGUCAUGCAAAUAUCAUAUAUAGGCGCGUAUGAUCGAGUUUGAGACUGACCAAAAUAAAGGAAAGGGAGACUAAAAAGGGGGUGGUAGCGGGAGAACACAAACACACGCUUACGAAACAUAUACAAAAA